Molecule: messenger RNA, 1725 nt
Organism: Aspergillus homomorphus CBS 101889
Lineage: Eukaryota; Fungi; Ascomycota; Eurotiomycetes; Eurotiales; Aspergillaceae
Product: carboxylesterase family protein
Exons: 4
Coding region: 1-1725 (574 amino acids)
Source: RefSeq, a predicted model, not a curated record
AUGGGACAAACACCUCUCUAUCCACACGAUGCGUUUAUCUACGAUGGAGGAGCGGCACCUGCGUCGAUACAACCGGACCUCCCGAUUGUAGACCUGGGCUACGAGCUGCACCAGGCUUUUUCGCUGGAUGAAACAACUCAAACCUACAACUUCUCCAAUAUCCGCUACGCCGCGCCCCCCACCGGCUCCCUCCGCUUCCGGCCACCAGUCCCUCCAGAGCAGAACCGCACCGUCGUACAGAAUGGCGCGCAGGGACGGGUAUGUCCUCAGGGAGCGCUGGUCUGGGAAGAGGAGAUCAUGCCGGGUUUUGUGGAGGGGGUGCUGAAUGGGUCGAUUUCAACGGGGUCAGACGCGAGUGUGCCGAGUUCUGCUGUCGGGGACUAUCCCGUCGUCGGGCCGGCGGGGGACGCGAGGGUAACCGAGGAUUGCUUGUUUCUGGACGUCGUUGUUCCUAGGAGUGUUUUCGAGCGGGCCAGAAAAGAGGAUGAGAAUGACGGAAAUGGUGAGAGUCUCGCUUCAGUCCUGAUUUGGAUCGAUGGGGGCGGGUAUAUCUCUGGAGAUAAGACGGAGCAGGACCCGAGCGGUCUGAUGCAGCGGAGUAUGGUGGACUCAGAGGAGGAUGGGAUUGUCUAUGUUGCGAUCAAUUAUCGGCUAGGUGCUUUUGGGUGGCUGUCCGAUGGCAACGGCACUGCCAACGCGGGUCUUCAGGAUCAACGCCUCGCGCUCGAGUGGGUGAAGAAGUAUAUCGGCCUGUUCGGCGGGAACCCCGACCGCAUCACCCUCAUGGGCGAGUCGGCUGGCGCAGGGUCGAUCGUUCAUCAGCUCGCGGCGUAUGGAGGCAACAGCGCAGAUUCGGACGGCAAGGAUCUCCCCUUCCGCCAGGCCAUCAUCCAGAGUCCCAUGUGGUAUCCCUUGUCGGUGACCCAGCAAACUUCUGCACUGGACGGGUAUCUCAAGUUACUGAACGCCUCAUCCAUCGACGAUGCACGGUCUCUGCCAUCCGACCAGUUGAUCGCUGCCAAUGCAUACCAGAUCGCAACCACACCCGUCUACGGAACCUUCACCUAUGGGCCGGUGAUAGACGGGUCAUUUGUCGGAGACCUACCAAGCAAAAUCUUGCUCGACCCCAACUUCGAAUGGCAGGAUCUCCGUCUCAUGACGGGCCAUACAUCCAACGAAGGCCUCACCUUCACCCCGCCAACCGGAGUCAGCAGCUCGGCAUAUUCGACCAUUCUGCACGACUUUAUCCCGGAUAUAACCCCGGGGACGGCAGAGGACAUCGCCCAGAAAUUCUACCCGCCAAGCUCCAACGCAUCUGCAGCUGACUUGGGCUAUGACGAUGCAUUGGGAAGACUGGCUCUGACGAUCAGCGACGCUUUCUUCAGGUGCAAGAACCUGUACUUGAGCACUGCCUUUGACACCACAUACAGAUACAUCUUCAAUGUGCCUCCGGGAUUGCACUCAGAGGACCUAUACUUCACCUUCUAUGAUCCGGUGCAGCCUGACCCAAGAAUCGUCGAUGUCGACGUUGCUCUAGCCAUACAGGACUAUAUCGUUUCCUUUGUCCAAGCGGGCCAGCCCUCUUCUUCCAACGCCAUUGCGACCGCUUGGAAGCCUUAUCGACUGCAGAGUGGCGUCUUGAAGUUCCAACCAAGCGAUAUAUCGAGUGUGCCGGAUCCGGUUGACAUAGAUCGAUGUCAUAUGUGGUGGAAAGUGACCGGCUGA